AAAGGCCAAACGUGUUUCGUAUUCGCCCCUUCAUAUAUACAUGUGUAGAUAUCACGCAGAGGCGAGCUAGCAAGUGAUCAGAGAUGGAGAACAGAAUCAAGGCAAAGAACGAUCUCCGACUGGUCGUCCGGUCCAGGCCGGCGGCGGAUGGACGCUGCAAGAAGCAUCAGACGCACCAGCAGUCACCGGGGGUUUGCUCCGUUUGCCUGACGGAGCGGCUCUCUCAGUUGUCGCGCAGUUCGAAAACCAAAAGCAUAGCGUGGUCGUCUUCCACGUCGUCUUUGUCUUCGCAUAAUUACUCUUCGUGCCAGUCUUCUCCGGUCCACCGCCGGUUCCAUUUGGCGGCAGAUCAUCGGGCGAAAGGCAAGAUUGAUAGCGUGAUUAGGAAGAGUAGGUCGAUGGUUUUCGCUCCGAGAAAGAGAGAGAUGGAAGGCGCGGAGGGAGAGGAGGGGAAGAAGAAGAGAGGGUUCUGGUCGAAGUUGCUUCAUCCGAGAAGCAAGAAGGUUGACGCCGGUUCGUUCUUCCGGUCAAGCACCUUGAGAGAGAGGCCGAUCACCACAGUGGUUCGUUAAUGGAGUUUCUUCUUCUUCUUUUUCUUGGUGUUUCUCUGAUUUUGUUUAGUGCAUAAAAGAAUUUGUAAUUAGUAUUUAAUUUACAAGUUAAAGAAAAACCAACGAUGUAUGAAUGAUACAAUGAGCAGAAUCCUCCCCGAACGCAGCAUAUAUACAACUCUUCUUCGUAUUGCA
Molecule: messenger RNA, 746 nt
Organism: Diospyros lotus (date-plum)
Lineage: Eukaryota; Viridiplantae; Streptophyta; Magnoliopsida; Ericales; Ebenaceae
Exons: 1
Coding region: 84-572 (162 amino acids)
Source: RefSeq, a predicted model, not a curated record